Messenger RNA from Sardina pilchardus (European sardine), 3614 nucleotides. RefSeq names its product midnolin (gene midn). Gene Ontology annotation, cellular component: nucleus. The coding region runs from base 509 to 2311 and encodes 600 amino acids. Lineage: Eukaryota; Metazoa; Chordata; Actinopteri; Clupeiformes; Clupeidae. The record is from RefSeq and is a predicted model, not a curated record. The transcript is spliced from 7 exons. Gene Ontology annotation, molecular function: protein binding.
ACUUUGAGCGUGUAUGCGCUACAGGGCUAAGCUGUAUUAAUCUUCUCAGGCUUCUGCACCUUCCAGUUCCGCCUGAUGCUUUCAGCUCCGUAUACUGAUGAACAAUAGAAACAAAGAACACAUAUAAUGCGACAUCUAAUCAAGAAAGAAGGCACGUAUUUUGCGCUCCUGUGUUUUUGAAGACUCAUUUCAUUGUAGAUACCUCUCUCAUUGGUCUACUUGAAAUUUACUGGAAUUGUUACAGCGUAGCGUUUUCAGAACCUGAAACGAGGCUUGAUCAAAUUGCACCUAGCGGAAUAACAUUAGUCAACAGAAUCCACCCAUAUACUUAAUAACCUGGGAAUACAUUCCGACUCAAAAGCGUAUCGUCGGGGACGGGUGGCUUUAAAUGUGUCCACUGAAAGAUAACGGUUUCUCGCUGUGAGAUUAAGACGGACGUUAGUCCAGACACUUCCAUUCAACCAAGCCACCAGACUCGACGUGUCUCUCCUUGAAUACAGGCUAUCGAAUGGACCAGCAUCCAAGUGCCCGGAGCUGUACCAGCCGCGGAGCUCCGUCUUGCGAGGCCGUUCCCAGUGAGCCCUCCAUGAAUUUGUACAUCCAUUCUACUACCGGCACUCGCUUCGAGCUCUCCCUUCCACUGGAGGAGACGGUAGAGGGUUUGAAGAGAAGAUUGUCCCAAAGACUUAAAGUUCCUAAAGAAAGACUCGCACUGCUACACAAAGAAACGCGCCUGAGCUCAGGAAAACUCCAGGACCUGGGAAUCACUGAUGGGAGCAAGUUAACGCUUGUCCCCACCGUUGAAGCAGGCUUAAUGUCUCAAGCAUCCAGACCAGAGCAGUCAGUAAUGCAAGCUUUGGAGAGUUUAACAGAAACUCAGGUCAGCGACUUCCUGUCCGGCCGCUCCCCUCUGACCCUCGCCCUGCGCGUGGGCGACCACAUGAUGUUCGUCCAGCUGCAGUUGGCGGCGCAGCAGUCGGGCGGGCAGCAGCUGCAGCACCGGCACCUCGUCUCCCGAAGCGGGCAGGAUGCCACCGCUGGGGCCAGCAACAGCAGCAGCACCACCACCACCACCACCAGCAGCAGCAGCAGCAGCAGUACCAGCAGCAGCAGCAGUGGCGGAGUCCCCCGAACCUCACACCACCACCCCCACCCCCACCCUCACCCCCAUCCACACCCUCACCCCCAUCCACACACGCAUGCCCAUCCACACGGGCACGCGCACGCCCACGGGCACGGCCAUGGCCACUCUCACCACAUCCACUCUCACCCGGCGCCCCCCAGCCCGCCGGCCUUCACCCCCACCUCGGCGCCCAUGCAGUCGCCGGCCUCCAUGUACCCCCACGCCCACCCGGCCUCCUCGGCCUCCACGGGCCACUGCAGUCCUCAGGCCCACGCCCACGGCCACACCCAUGCCCACGCUCACGGCCACGCUCACGCCCACGCCCAGGCUCGCUCCUCUCCGCUGACCCCCACCCUCCUGCGCUCCCACCAGGCCGCCGCCUCCGCCGCUGCCAGCAACCCAGCCGCCACCCUCACCCCAACCCCCAGUCCGACCUCCAGCCCGAGCUCUAGCCCUGCAGCCCCUUGCCCAGAGGCCAACUGCACAGCGAAGAGCCCCAGCGGUAGCAGCUCCGUGGCCUCGGCGCGCUCCCGGAAGCCCGGGGCCAUCAUCGAGAGCUUCGUCAACCACGCUCCCGGGGUGUUCUCCGGGACCUUUUCAGGCACUUUGCAUCCUAACUGUCAGGACAGCACUGGACGUCCCCGGCGGGACAUCGGCACAAUCCUGCAGAUCCUCAACGACCUCCUCAGCGCCACGCGCCACUACCAGGGUAUGCCCCCCUCCCUCACCCAGCUGCGCUACCAGACCCAGUGCACUCCGGGCUCGCCGUCACCCCCGCCCUCCCCCUCGCCGUCGCCCACGUCCCCGACCCCGGCGGUCAGCCUCGCGCCCGGACUCUCCGCUACCUCGGUGCCCAGUGCCAGCCCCGCCAGCCUCCACCCGCUGGUGCAGUGCCAGAGCCAGAUCCGCAUGUGCAAGACUCCCGGCGAGCGCAUCCGUCAGACGGAGAACCGGGCGACGCGCUGCAAGGUGGAGCGCCUGCAGCUGCUCAUGCAGCAGAAGCGGCUGCGUCGGAAGGCCCGGCGGGACUCGCGCGCCCCCUACCACUGGCUGCCCAACCGCAAGGCCGGACGCAGCAACAGCAACAGCAGCAUGUCCAGCGAGGGCUCCCUGGACCUGGACUUCGAGGACUCGGUGUGGAAGCCCGACGUCAAGGCCGACAUGAAGACGGAGUACGUGAUGGCGUAGAGCGGAGGAGCGGGAGGGGGAAAACCCCGCGCGAGGAAAAGGACGCGGAGAGGCGUUUUGUCGAGGAGAGGAUUCGGACUUGGGCGGCGGAGAGACGACGAGAAAGAGGAGGAGAUGAGGAAGUCUUCUUUUCUCACUUCUCUUGGUGUCUAAAGACUUGUUUGGCACUCAGAAGUGUUUUGCUUUUGUUGACUUCUGUGGGGACAUAAAAAAAAAAAGAAAUAAACACAAGAAUAACGUUUUGGGACAAAGACAGGACACCUGUGUUUUGAGCAUACAAAUGCUUGCUGUCCUAAGAGGAAGACGGAAAAAAAAACUAAGCAUAGCAGACUUGGUGUAUUUUCUUUUUGUGUCUCUUUUUGUUUGUUUGUUUGUUUUUUGGAUUGAUUGAUUGUUUUCUAGCUUUCCAAGGAGAACUCUGGAUGGAGAUUCACACUGCUAAACUGGACUCUCAGUGUACUGAACAGACAAAAAAAAAGAUGCAGGUCUCAAUCCUGUUGUCGUACACUCUUCAGAAUGGGCAUUUACAGUCUCCAGAUCACCAACCAGAGUCGUGUUAUUUCUUAGAGGUUUUUUUUUUCUCUUUUUGUUUUCAUUUUCAGAACGUAUUUUUUCUAAGGAAAUAUGUAGCAUUGUUCACAAAGCAUUCAGGUUUUUUCGUACAGUUGAAAGGUAUUUUAUUUGCACAUAUCUAUGAUUUUGUUUUUUGGUGGCUGGUUGGAAGCGUGGAAGGCGUGGAACGUAGCCUCCAGUGGCCACGACUUCAGAGGACAAAAAGAACAGACCCAAGGAAAUGCAUGUUUCCCCAUCUAAAACAAGUGGAUCUCAAAAAGAAACCCCAGCAACAGCUCAUAAAUAGGAACCAUUUAUAAUUAAAGAAAAAUAAAUAAAAGAGAUAAAAGUCAUGCCGAGGGUUGUAAAAUCAAUGCCUUUGAAUAUAUAUAUAAAGAAAGAAAAUCGUCUAUUUUUGUUUCACUUUUUUAUCUGCUGUUUUCAAAAAACAGUUUCCCAAAAUGGCUUGGCUCAAGUCCUGGAAAAAAUUGAUUUCUACAGUACUGUAAUUUAUGUUUUCUCUAGGUCACUUGUUUAUCCAUUCAUUCAUUUACUCAUUGAAGAGAUCAUGUCCACAAAUAUGUCUCUUAUUUCUUACUGUAAAGUCACAACCUCUGUAAACCUUGGUAGGAGUUUUUUUGUCUUAUUUUUAAUCAGCUGAGUAGAGUGGGUGUAUGUGGUUUGUGUUUUGUUUGCGUGCAUGUGGGUGUAUGCAUUUUUGUGGAUGACCGAGUAAAUGAACUCAAGUGUG